AUGCAGCCGUUAAACUGUAUAAGCUUCUUGCUUGGGCUGGCCAUCCUCUCGGCCACCCUUGGCCCCUUCGUCGCCAUUGCACAUAGAGAAUUACUGUCAGUUACUGGCAGCAAGGGAGGAGCAGAAAUCAAGCUGGAACUCAGCGUUGACAAGAUCGGGACAGAUGAGGAAGUCAGAAGCAAUGUAUUGACAGGUCGAAGGCUGGCUUUUGGAGAUGCAGUCAUGGAGCAGAAGGAAACAAAGAAUUCUGGAAGCAGAACAAGCUCAGGAGAAAAUAAGAAUUACUCAACUAAUUCACGUGUGCCGUCAAACAUAAAGCUGGUUCAAGAUUCCCCAGCUCGUAAAUAUCGUCCUACUGAGAUUGGCCUGGUCAACAAGAUUGGCAAGUUCUUCUGUCCUAUGACUACUUCUAGCAGUGAUUCGGUUUUCUCCACAGCUGCCUCUGGUCUUGGAAGGGAUCCUGAGCACAAGCCAUCCCUCAAAAUCUCUCAGGCGUCUUCAGGUGUUCUUGGUGUUCACAAUGUCAAUGGUGAGCUUGAUGUUCAUAUUGUUCAAAGUGUUCCUAAUCAAGCCUCUAGCAUUUGUCAGGCCGGCAACAUUGAGCAGGAUGCCAACCUUCAGCCGGCUGAAAUGAUUAAUGAUGGGUCUUAUCCCCAAGCCAGCAAGAAGCCAUCCCAGGAAUUAAUUGAGCUACCUCCUAAUCGAGGUGACCUUCUCAGCUCCACUCUCAAUUGUCUUCAUCGCGUCUGCUUCAGAUGUUUGGGUGCUGAUCACUUCAUCAAAGACUGUAUGAGUGCCUUUAGAUGCCUCUAUUGCUAUAAUUAUGGCCAUCGAGCCAAGUAUUGUGUCAAACGGCGUCUGGACCUUCGGCAUAAAUGGGCUCCAAAGAAAAAAUCCCUCGCUGCAAACAAGGAGAUUGAGUGGGCGCUUAACCCCAAUGCUCCUAAUGACCCUUUAGUACUCAAUACAGUCCAAGGCUCCCUCACGUGUUGCAUCUCUCAACUGCAUCCUUCACGUCCUUUCAAUCCUGUUCCCGAAGGUGAAUUUGCAGGUCUGCCAUCGGUGACUGCUGACUCUCAACACUUCCAUAUGGGGGAAGGACAAAGCAGUGAAAUCAUUGUUGGAGAUCAGCCUAUUGAGGAACAGAACGUCAUUCCUGAAAUUAGCCACCACAAAUUAGUUCUCAGGGCAACAACUUACAAAUGGUGUGUGCUUUCCCAACUAUUGUGUCUACCAGGGUUCAGAGAGAGGACAUCACCAAUUUGCUGCUUGAAGGUUUUAGGCAGAUGA
Miscanthus lutarioriparius is the source of this 1290-nucleotide messenger RNA. NCBI's taxonomy places the organism in Eukaryota, Viridiplantae, Streptophyta, Magnoliopsida, Poales, Poaceae. The record is from the annotation of a GenBank genome assembly.